Molecule: messenger RNA, 2104 nt
Organism: Lycium ferocissimum
Lineage: Eukaryota; Viridiplantae; Streptophyta; Magnoliopsida; Solanales; Solanaceae
Product: origin of replication complex subunit 5
Exons: 4
Coding region: 30-1649 (539 amino acids)
Biological process (GO): DNA replication; DNA replication initiation
Cellular component (GO): nuclear origin of replication recognition complex; nucleus
Molecular function (GO): DNA replication origin binding
Source: RefSeq, a predicted model, not a curated record
UUUCCAGGAUUUUGAGCACAUUAAAAGAAAUGGGUGAGGAAGGAAAUCCACAAACUCCCAGAAGAACCACUAGAGCAUCAUUGUCUAGCACAUCGGAUCCGAAUAUUUCUACAGGGAGGUUAAAAUCGUGUAAUCAACAACCUUUGACAAUACAUGACCUUGCUUAUGGGGAUGAAUCAAUUAGUUUAGAUGACUUGAUUUCUAGUUUACCUGGUAGACGCUCGCAAAUAAUUGAAUUAUUACACCUUUUGGGCCCCUUGGAUUCUCCAAUGUUUCCUGUUUUCAUAUAUGGAGGUGCUUCCACCGGGAAAACAAGUACGAUUCUUCAGAUAUUCAAGCACCUAAAGCGUCCGUUUGUUUACUGCAGUUGUAUAACAUGUUAUAGCCCGAGGAUACUAUUUGAAUCUGUGUUGAACCAGUUAUUGCUUCAUAGGAAGAAUGAAAGCAAUCGUUAUUCAAGUACGAAACGCUGUGAAAGGCCUUCCGAUUUUGUAAAUCUUUUGCAGGAGGCUCUUCGUAGUGUGGUAGAUAGUUUAAAGGGGAACAUGGUGAAAUCAAGCUCGAAGAAGUCGGUGGGAGGGGCUAGAGGGAAAAUGGUUUACUUGGUUUUUGAUAACUUGGAGCUUGCUCGUGAAUGGGACAAGAGUUCCAAUAUAUUGCCUUUUCUCUUUAAGCUCUAUGAUAUUCUGAAAAUGCCAGAAGUGGGUUUGAUUUUUCUCAGUAAUGCCUCACCUGAUACGUAUUACUCAGACACUGGUUAUGUAGAACCCAUUCCUGUUUACUUUCCUGAUUACACUGAGGAUGAGCUUCGUCAAAUCUUGAUGAAAAACCAGGAAAACCCAAAGCUAUAUUCCUCAUUUCUCGAAGUGGUGCUGAGGCCAUUUUGUCGAGUUACUAGACGAGUUGAUGAGUUGUCAACAUCCUUCUCAUCAUUAUAUCAGAUAUAUUGUGAACCUCUGGAUGAUUUAGGCGUUGUUCCAAGUGAAGAUAUGAAAAGAAAACUAUUUUCUCAUCUUCAGCCACAUAUUGGACCAUCCCUGAAUGACACAUUCAAAGCUGAAAGCAGGCUUUCUUCUGAAGCCUCAGCUAAGACGAACAAAUGGAAAGGCAUUGCCAAGAAAAGUGGAGUUUUUGAAUCUUCCGAUGAGAUAGACUUUCAUAUGUCUGCUUGUGCCAAAUACCUUCUUAUUUGUGCUUUCAUUGCUUCAAGGAAUCCUGCUACCCUUGACGCACACUUGUUUGAUUCAACUGGAGGCUCCGUUAACCCAAAACGAAAGAGGAAGAGCUCGGUGAAGUCAGUUGAGAAAAAGGAAACUGCAGAACAAGAAUUGCUCUUGAAGGGACCAGGAACGUUUCCCUUGGAAAGAUUAUUAGCCAUAUUUCAGUGUGUCGUAUCUGUUUCAGAAUGCUUACCUGAUGAAGAAGCACAAGGAGAUGGUGGAUUGGAAGGAGAGAGUUGGACUAACGGACUGUUGUCUGAUGUUCUUUUGGAAUUAUCAAGUCUGUGUAAUGCUAAUUUUAUCAGUAAAGGUGGAAGUUGCCCCUUGGAAGGGGCUAAUCGGUACCGAUCUAUGGUGUCUGAAGCUAUGGCUCUUAAGGUUGCAAAGAGUCUAAAAGUUCCUCUGGCAAAGUAUUUAUAUAGAGGAUGAUAUAGAAGAUGUCCCUUCGCAUAACUUACAUGGAGCCACUCAUGUUAAUGUGAUUUUGCAUGUCAAGAAAGAGCAACAUGAUGCAGCAACAAUGUGAUGUCUAACCAACCCCGGUGGCAUGUUGAAUGUGCGAUUAAGAUUCUACUUAUAUGUAUCACUCAUUUUUGUAUACUCGGUGUUGAGAGGCUAAAUGUAAGUUGAUUGGGUGUACUCCAUGAAGAACAAUUAAACAGUAUCAUCUAUUGAAAUAAUCGACUAACAUGGAACAUAUGACGACACCCAAGUGAUUAGUAGUUAGUUGCUUUCUAGGAUUUUUCGUGUUCAAGAAUCUAGCUAGUUCAUUACAUGAUUCAAAUUCGAUUCCUCUUGAAAUCUUUUUAUGUUUUUGAACAUGAUCAGUGAUAUCUGCUGUAAUUGGUGCUAUAGAAUCAUGAAGCAUGUAUAUUUUGCCGGAA